UGCGGGCUCCUCUCCUCUCUGUUGGGUCCCUGGGGUUUCAGGCCCUUUCGGUCGGGAGGAGCGACUCCACAGUUCUCUUAAUUGCCACCGCAGAAUAUUUGUAGACCAUAGAUACAUUUUAAAUUGUAUGCCGACGUUUCUGUGUGGCUGUGUGUUUGUAGGGCCGGGAUUUCGCAGCCUUAUGCACCGGGAGCUUCUCUGUUAUCUAACUAACACACCCAAGUUUGCAAAUCACAUCCAUGCGAGUCAGCUAACCCCCCCCCCCAGGCACCGCGAUCUGAGCGUACUAAUCUAGGACCACAUUUCCCAAAGCAGCAUUUGAAAAGUGGUGGAACUCCAUCUGAAAAUGAUCUGAGAAGAUAUGAUUGCAGGCCCAGCCCUGGCUUCCUGGCCCUCAACACAGAACCAACCCCCCGUCGCAGAUCUAGGCUCUUCUGCCUCCACGCAUCACAACUCAGCGGGAGUGACAAAUGAAAAUCGGCAGCAGGGCACGAGGGGCAAGCGGAGGCUGCGGGAGAGGUCGGAAAACGCCAAGCGCAGACAUUCGGAGCGAAACCUGGGCAGUGCUGAGCGGCCUCAGCUUGAGAAUGGAGAUGUUGAAGCAGUUACUCUGUUUGAAGUGGUUACCAUGGGAAAGAGUGCUAUGCAGGCUGUAGUGGAUGAUUGGAUAGCAGCCUAUCAGACAGACCGAGAAACCGCCCUCCUGGAUCUCAUCAGUUUCUUCAUCCAGUGCUCAGGAUGCAAAGGGGUGGUGACAGCAGAGAUGUUCCAGUGCAAGCAAGACAGUGACGUCAUGAGCAAAAUGGUGGAGGAACUGGAUGAGGGGUCUGGCCUGCAGUACAAGAAGUUUCUUGCGUUUCCUUGGAUCCUGACGGUCACAUGGCCUUUGGACAUGGGCGGUGGGGAGUACCCUCUGAUCAUGCCCGGCCCGUAUUGGAAGCGCUUCCGCUCCAGCUUCUGCGAGUUCGUGUCCGUGCUGGUGGCGCACUGCAAGUACAGCGGCGUCUUUGACAGCUACCUGACGGACACUCUCAUUUCUCUGCUGACCGAGCUGUCAGAUUCCAGAGUGCGGGCCUUUCGGCACACCUGCACACUGGCAGCUGUGAAGCUGCUCACCGCCUUGAUUGGCGUGGCCCUGAACCUCAGUGUGAGUGUGGACAACAGCCAGAGGCUGUAUGAGGUGGAGAGGGCUAAGGCUUCCAACAGAAGGGUUGGGUCCCGGCUGGAGAAGCUCCAGCGCAAGAUUGAUGAGUUGCAAGACAAGAAGCUUGAAAUGGAGAACAUGAUGGAUGUGAUUUUCAAAGGCAUCUUUCUGAAGCGAUAUCGGGAUGUGAUUCCGGAGAUCAGAGCCAUCUGCAUGGAGGAGCUGGGAGUCUGGAUGCGGCUGUACGCUCACAUGUUCUUCAAUGACAGCUAUCUGAAAUACGUCGGGUGGAUGCUCUACGACAAGCAACCCGAUGUCCGUUUGAAGUGCGUGCGGGGUCUGCAGGGCUUGUACGGCGACCCGCUCCUGAUCCCCAAACUGGAUCUCUUCACCAGUCGCUUUAAGGAGAGAAUGCUGUCCAUGACACUGGACAAGGACCACGAGGUGGCAGUGCAGGCACUGAGACUGCUGAUGAUCAUCUCGCAGUCCUGUGACGACAUCCUAAGUGCUGAGGACUGUAACCGCCUGUACCAGCUGGUGUUCGCCGCCCACCGACCCCUGGCCUCCACCGCGGGGGAGUUCCUCUACACAAAGCUGCUGAGUGCCCGCACCCUGCUUGACCUCGCGGAUGGCCCCCCCUCUGAACGGGACCUCGUUUCUGCCAGGGUUGUAGCCAUCCUUCAGUUCUUCAGGGAGAGCGAGUUCCAUCAGCAUGUGGUUUACCUGGUGGACAGUCUGUGGGACUCUGCAGGAUCCCUGCUUAAGGACUGGGCCAGCCUCACCUCUCUGCUGCUGCAGGGUGCAGGACUGAGCUGCGCCCAGGAAGGCCUUCUGAUCGAGAUUCUCCUAGCAUCUGUAAGACAGGCAGCAGAAGGACCCCCAGUAGCAGGCAGAGGAACUGGCAAGAAGGUGACCAGCGCCAGGGAGCGGAAGGCCCAGGCUGAUGACUGUCUGCGGCUGACGCAGCACUUCACUGUGACCCUUCCUCAGCUGCUCUCCAAGUUCUCGGACGACCCGGAGAAGGUGGCGUGCUUACUCCGAAUUCCCCAGUACUUCCAAAUCGACGCCAGUAGUGCCGGGUGUGCAGAAAAGUACCAGGAAGCCCUGCUCGCAGAGAUGGGUGUUGCUGUGGAGAGGCACAGUGACGCGGCAGUCCUGGAGGCGGCUGCGUGCACCUUCCAGGCACUGGGCAGCGAGGACACAGUCUGGCACGACGCAGCGUCUGCCGCUCGGGACCAGCUGGUGCGGCGCUGGGCGGCGAGGCUGGGCGCACUGCUGGGAGACGCGCUGACACCGGAUGGGGUGUUCAGUGCUGAUGCGGACACCGUGGAGGAGAUUCUCUCCGUGCUAAAACGAGCUGCCACUUUCUACAAUGCUCAGGAUCUGUCCCAGUGGGGGCUCCAGGACGCAGCCUCUCGCCUGCUCGGGGUGGAGCGCGAUCACGGUGGAGUGCCCCAUCAGGUGGCGGUAGUGGCCCUGCGCUGCGUGUGCUGUUCCAUCCUCUGGCGCCUCAGUGCUUGUACAGAAACAUCGCUGUCCAGGGAGGCUGCUGUAGCCCAGCGGAGUCAACUGCGGGCCUUCUGUGAUCGCUGCUGCCGCUUCCUGUCUCACGAGCAGCUCACCGUCAGGGAGCAGGCCUUCCUCUCGCUCUGUGACUUGCUCACCGCUCACAGUUACCAGCUCCAGGCGUGGGACCACACUGCCGGUGCCCCCCUGCUCUACACCCCGGACCCCAAGCUCCAGAGGGCCCUGCUUGCUUUCACCUUGGAGCACGUCUUCACGGGCGCUGAGCAGGAUGCCCAGAGCAGGGCCAGCGAGAGCGACCUUGAGACCGGCCGCCUGGAGGAUCUUCACAGACGGCGGAACCUUCUGGCAGCCUACUGCAAGCUGAUUGUGCAUGGCGUGCUGGAAAUGAACAUGGCCGUCGAGGUCUUCAAGCUCUACAUGCAGUACUACAGUGACUUUGGGGACAUCAUAAAAGAGACGUUGAGUCGGACCAGGCAAAUGGACAAAAUGGAGAGUGCGAGGACGCUGGUCCUGUGCCUGCAGCAGCUCUUCCUGCGUCUGAAGCAGGAGCAGCAAAGCAGCAGUGGCUCCGGGUUCCAGAGCUUCAGUAGCAUCAAGGAGCUGGCCAGGCGCUUUUCGCUCACCUUCGGCUGGGACCAGAUCAAAUCCCGCGAGUCUCUGGCCAUGAUUCACAGGGAUGGCAUCGAGUUUGUAUUCCAGGGCUUUGUCCAGCAGGCAGAGAGACUGCCCCCUCCUAACAUCUCCUACCUCACCAUCCUGAGUGAGUUCUCCAGCAAGCUUCUGAAGCCAGACAAGAAGACGGUAUACAACUACCUGCAGAAGUGUGCUGGGGAGCUGGCCGUCAGCAGCAAGGAGGACUGCUGGCUGCCCCUGGCCUACUACAGGGCCUCUCUGAUGGCCACGGCCGAGGGACCGGAGGAUGCCGGCUCUCACGUCAGCUCGGACACCUCCAGGCAGGCCUUCUCGGCCCAGGGCUCCCGCUCCUCCUCACUGAAGCCGGCCCCCGUUGUGGGAGAGGUGCAAGGCAACAAGACUCCAGAGCUGAAGAGCUCACCUGUGUUCAUCUGGCCAGAGACGAAGGGGAGAAAGGCCCUGAAGGUUACUGCAAGCGCUGCCAAGACGAGACAGGAGCCAAAGAGACUGCUCUGCGCCACUGACGACGAGGUGAACGUGGAUGCAGUGGAGGUGGACCCCUGACCUGUCUGGUGUGUGAGCUGAGGGCAUGUCACAUACCUGAAUGUUUGGGUGGAAGCUACUGGAAUCCAGUGUUGCAUUCCCAUUAUGGGGUUGAAGCAGGUAGAGCGGGAAUCGUGUAGUAAGGUGCUGCACUGCUAGAUCUGCCAGUAGGCAAAGCGACACCCACACCAAGUUAAUGACUAAUACUGUAUCUGUGUCGGGACGAGGGAAUUUCUAGCACUCAGGAAUUAAAUGUUUAAUCUUGGCAGUUCUUUACUGUAUUCUGUAUGAUAUAACUGCAGGGUUUUUAAAGGGACAUUCUAGUUUUGGUGCUGUGCCUCAGAAUGAACAUGAAUGAAUGUUAGUGAUAAAGUGCUUUCCAAGACACGCAAAGCGCUUUACAGAACCAAUGAGGUGUUUAGUGAAUUAGCGUCAGCUUUGCUCACCAGCUGAACCUGGGACUGGAGUUUUGACUGGUCUUUUUCAAGGCAGUGACCUUUUUUAUGGCAAUAGCUUUUUACAGAAAUCAGCCCAGAACUUGAAGUGAUGUUACUUACAAAAGGUUGCUAAUGGACCCUUUACUCCACAGCACUGAUCCUGAUGUCCGCGUUGUACCUCUGACCGCAAAAGGUUCAAAUGGCGAUCGGUUUGUUUUCAUAACUCAUUGCUUGUCCAGCUGGGAUCUUGUUGCCCCCGUCACCAUGGCUGGACAGCCUCUGCAUAUGGAGACGUGAUCAUGUUGUGCCCUGAAUGUGACUUACAGAUCCGAAUUGGGGAAAUUACUUCUGUUGGGCAUCUCAUGCCUUUGCCAAAAUUUUAUAUGUGAUGUUCUUAAUGUAUUUCGCUUUCUCCCGUUACGGUCCCGUGAUUUACUGUAUAUAGUUUUGUCUGUUUAAAACUAAUUUUCCUCAAUUUUGGCAGGGAAUUUUUUUUUUUUAAUACCCUUUCAGGUCUAGCACAAAUCAAAGGUAGAUGCCACAGUGAUGGUGUUUGACUGUUUCUAACUGCUGCCAUGGGCCCUCUUGCGUGCGUGUGUGUGUGUGAAGAGGAAACCCAGGGUGGAUGCACUUACGCUUCUGUAAAACUCCCUUUUAUGCUUUGUCCACAAUCUCAGAAUGGGCAUUUAGGGUUUUGUGAUGUGUUUUUAUUGUGAAGCACACAUCUGCAAAAUAAACUAUCUGCAGACUAA
This is a messenger RNA of Brienomyrus brachyistius, 5036 nucleotides long. RefSeq names its product cohesin subunit SA-2. Gene Ontology annotation, molecular function: chromatin binding. Gene Ontology annotation, cellular component: cohesin complex; chromatin; nucleus. The coding region runs from base 362 to 3868 and encodes 1168 amino acids. NCBI's taxonomy places the organism in Eukaryota, Metazoa, Chordata, Actinopteri, Osteoglossiformes, Mormyridae. The record is from RefSeq and is a predicted model, not a curated record. Gene Ontology annotation, biological process: sister chromatid cohesion. The transcript is spliced from 33 exons.